GUCCCGUAGCGUAGCACUACCUUUCACACCGCCCGUCGUGGACGGAGCACACACACAUACAAAUCGACCGAUGGGCCUGGAUGAGAAGAGCGUGGCCAUCGUGGGCGCCGGCGUGAGUGGCCUGGCGGCGUGCAAGCACCUGCUGGAGCGCGGCUGCCGGCCGGUGGUCUUUGAUGCGGGCGACGCCGUCGGGGGCGUGUGGCCGAACGCCAUGGAGGGGACCAGGCUCCAGGCGCCACGGCACAUGUAUCGCUACUCCGACUUCCCCUGGCCGGACUCCGUGACGGAGAUGUUCCCCAACCAGCGCCAGGUCGCCGACUACCUCCACGCCUACGCGCGCCGCUUCGGCGUGCUCGACUGCGUCAGGCUCGGCCACCGCGUGACCAGCAUGGAGUACGUCGGCGUCGCAGAGGAGGAGGUGGUGGCGUGGGAGGAGUGGGCCGGCUGCGGCCAGGCGUUCGGCUCCGGCGACGGGGAGUGGCGCCUCACGGUGGCCGACGACGAAGGUCACAUAGAGGUAUCGACAUGAUAUGCUACUACUGCGCAAACGUUUUUCCAUAUAGGAUUAGGAUGAUGAUAUUCAAGUACAUAUAAACUUGGUACAAUUUGGUUUGUUCGUGGUCAUGGUCUUCAAGAUCUUCUGACCACAAAAUCCAAUCUUGCUGAGCCUUCUUGAUUCGAGCUUGCUCUCAUAAUCACAUAGCAAUGGGAGUCGAGUGUUGAGGGAAGAAAUGUCAUGUAUGGAGUUCUCAAUUCUUUAUAGAUAAGCAUGCACCCACGCAACCACCACCU
Molecule: messenger RNA, 792 nt
Organism: Triticum aestivum (bread wheat)
Lineage: Eukaryota; Viridiplantae; Streptophyta; Magnoliopsida; Poales; Poaceae
Product: probable flavin-containing monooxygenase 1
Exons: 1
Coding region: 71-529 (152 amino acids)
Molecular function (GO): N,N-dimethylaniline monooxygenase activity; flavin adenine dinucleotide binding; NADP binding
Source: RefSeq, a predicted model, not a curated record